UUUUUUUUUUUUUUUGGUUCAACUUUAACUGCGUGUGUGCCAUGACCACAGGAGCCGUGACCCCAGAAGACGACAAGUCGCAUGCGACUAAUGCAUGGGAGGCUUUGCCUCGCAUGGCACCUCUUCGUGUUCCGCUUCGUCGACGUCUUCAAACGUUGGCUCUUUUCUGGUGGGGCAUUGAACCGGCGGUGGCGGUGGGCUUCUUUUUAUGCCUGUGUACUAUGCCUGUGUUGUGGCCCAUCCUAAUCAUCUACUUGAUAUGGAUGCUCACUGAUAAGGCCCCUUCUCGAGGAGGUCGUCGCUCAGUCUGGAUUCGAAACUGGCGCUUGUGGAAAUAUUUCGUCGAGUAUUUCCCUGUCGAGAUUGUGAAGACGAGCGAUCUUGAUCCUUCAAAGAACUAUAUUUUUGGCUAUCAUCCCCAUGGUAUUAUUGCCAUUGGUGCUAUUGCCACCUUUUCAUCGGAAGGCACAGGAUUUUCAAAGUUAUAUCCUGGCAUCCAUGCUUCAUUGUUGACAUUGGCGUCCAACUUUAAUUUACCUUUGCAUCGCGACUAUUUAUUAGCAUGUGGUCUGUGCUCAGUAUCCAAGGAUUCGUGCAAAUAUAUUUUGAAAUCCGGUCCCGGACGAUCUAUUGCCAUUGUCGUCGGUGGUGCUACGGAAUCUUUAAAUGCUCGUCCAGGCGUCAUGGAUCUGACCUUGAAGAAGCGGUUCGGCUUUGUCAAAAUUGCCGUCCAAACAGGCGCCAAUUUGGUCCCCGUAUUAAGUUUUGGUGAAAACGAAAUUUAUGAUCAAGUGAAAAACGAAAAAGGAUCGCGAUUGCGCUUAUUCCAAAAACGACUCCAGCAAGUGUUUGGGUUUACCAUGCCCUUAUUCCAUGGUCGUGGUGUAUUCAACUAUGAUAUGGGCUUGAUGCCUCACCGUCGACCGAUGAACAUUGUCAUUGGAGAACCGAUCGAACCGCCCAAAGAUUUUGAUGAAAGCAACAUUGACAAGGUCGUUCAAGAAUUGCAUGCCAAAUAUAUUCAAAGCCUCAAGGAUAUUUACGAGAAAUACAAAGACGUGUACUUUAAAGAUAGAAUCAAAGACUUAGAAUUUGUCGAAUAAUCUCUCACACUCUUUUUUACUUAUUUAUGGAUAUAUAAAAUCUUUUUCUACAU
Molecule: messenger RNA, 1156 nt
Organism: Radiomyces spectabilis
Lineage: Eukaryota; Fungi; Mucoromycota; Mucoromycetes; Mucorales; Radiomycetaceae
Product: diacylglycerol acyltransferase type 2B
Exons: 4
Coding region: 42-1103 (353 amino acids)
Biological process (GO): triglyceride biosynthetic process
Cellular component (GO): endoplasmic reticulum membrane
Molecular function (GO): diacylglycerol O-acyltransferase activity
Source: RefSeq, a predicted model, not a curated record